Molecule: messenger RNA, 3417 nt
Organism: Pseudo-nitzschia multistriata
Lineage: Eukaryota; Bacillariophyta; Bacillariophyceae; Bacillariales; Bacillariaceae
Source: the annotation of a GenBank genome assembly
UGCAACUCGUACCGCAAGAGUAACGCAAAAGGACAUACGAAGUACAGUACUUCGAGCUUGUAACACGACAUCUGUUACAUCCAUCACAAGGACGUYAAAUUUGCAACAGAAUAUUCGCUGUUCUAGGAAACCGAGCUAAAAUUCACAAUGCUUCGAGUUCUAGCAAUCGCCCUUCUCCUGUUGGGUUCGAUACCUGCCUCUUGGAAGGCCACCGCGGACGACCUGCCCGAUGCGGCAGGCUCGGUCAUUGACGAGAAGCCGGAACCCGUCGACUGCCAAUCUCUGCACUACGAUUGCCACGGUUGCCUCGCCAACGGAUGCUAUUGGUGCCCUACCGACGCCCUGUGUUUCGAAACGCCCAAGUACGUAUCGAAACAAACCAACAAGGAUAUUCUCUAUCCCGACCGCAUUCACAACUGCAAAACGCCCGAAUCCUUCACGCAGACAACRUGCACGGCCCCGGGAAAUUUCUUCAGCGAUCCCGUCUACUCGGCCCAAAAAUGGAUCUUUGACAACAUUAAGGUCGAACCAGUCUGGGCAAAGGGUUAUACAGGAAGCGGCGUAAGGGUUCGAGUCAACGAUGCCGGAAUCCAACCCGAUCAYCCCGAGUUUUUGGGUCGCAUAGACCUGAAUGCUUCGUGUCCAGUUUACGAGCYGGACGCGAGUAAAAAUAGUCACGGAAUGAUUGUAGCCUCUCUGGUCGGGGCGACUGCUAACAACGGUAGGUCUUUGACACUYGUUUUGGUAAUCGGGUUGGGCCUUGUSUUUGGGUCWAAGAUUGGUCAGAUUUGUCUUGCUGUUGCAUCGUGAYGCAAUCGACUGCCAUAGUAACACCACUCGUAACACGACGCGAAAAGCUCGGCGUAAAUCGUCUUCUCACUUUUGCGAUGGCUGCCUCGCCGGUCCUUUUCGAUUCUUGGGUCACUAUCAUCGCUCUCCAUCGAUCCGAAAGACAACUGCGGCGUCGGAAUCGCCCCCGGCGUCACRCUUUCCGCCUGUCACGUGGGUUCAAUGCCAAAAGAAGCACUGUUGCUCUACAAGGUGGACGAGAUUGACAUCUCGCAAAACUCGUGGGCCACCGAAGGAUGCGGGCCUGCCUCUAUUUCAGCGGCAUCUUGCAACCAUCCCGGAUGCGACCGCAAGCUCGAAGCAGAAGCAGAAGCAGAAGCAGAGACAAGCUUCUGUCCAUUUGCAUACAAACCCUUCGAAUCGUACAACCAAUUCCCUUGCGAUCACUGCAACUUUACUGUUGGUGUCCCCUAUUCCGAUCAGGGAGAAGAGUGCCGAACAAUGAUGAUCAAGCACUGCAGUUUUUAUCCCGUCCAAGAAAACAAAGCGUGCAUGGAAAUAAUAGAUCUGCUUUUAUUCGAUAAACAACCACUAUCGAUGGGGGAAUGUCACUUUGGGGYGUUGUCGGCAGACGCCAUAGCGGCCUUUACCUAUGGCAUCACUAAGGGACGAGAUGGCAAGGGCAUUGUUUACGUCUUUGCGGCUGGCAACGAAUUCGCCGUGGGAGAUGACACCAACUUUCAGGGUUACGGGUCGAACACGCGGUUCACGAUUCCAGUGGCAUCAGUCGGAAAGCCAGGAAACUUUUCUGCCUUUUCAACGCCUGGGGCGUCGGUUUUCAUUGCCGCGCCUGGGGGAGAUUCGAAGCAAUCCAUUACCCGCGUCGUCGGUGCMACAGUGGACGGGGGUUGCAAUGACAAUGGUGACGGAACUAGUUACGCUGCCCCCGUCGUGUCCGGUGUUGUAGCAUUGGUGCGUGAGCUUGCUUGUGCAAGCGUUUGUGCAAAUCCUUGUGCACGCGGUUUUGUUCGUUCGAAAGCUUGCAAACAAGCCUUAUGGUUCUUGUAACGCUUGCGCUAAGACAAUGUACCAGUGUGUGCUCACACCAUUCUUUUCUGCUCAAUCGUUUGUUUCGUGGCCCUGCAGAUGCUYGAGGCGAAUCCGGAUCUGACAUGGCGAGAUGUCCAAUACAUCCUUGCCCUUACGGCACAGGUGGUGAAUGACAGCACCGACCCAACCGUUGCAGAGAAUGGUGCUGGUAAGAUCCAUUCGAAUCGUUACGGCUUUGGUAUUGUCAAUGCAGAGAAAGCGGUGGAACUCAGUGAGGAAUGGACGAAUAUCGGACCRGAAUUAAUGUUGGUGAAGGAAGGCAAAGGCAACGUUCACCUCCCCGACGACGUCAACAACGCUACCAAARUUUCGCUCGAUUUCAGCCACGAAAGUAAAUUUAUCACCGAACAYGUCUAUUUGUACCUAAAUUUCAAUCACUCUUCUCGAGGRCAUUUGCGAAUUGAUCUAWCCUCCCCCUCGGGCAUGCUCUCGGUGAUGUCUCCUGGAAAACGUCCUGAGUCACAGCAGUGGGGAUGGAUGAAGUUCACAUCAGUUCGCCACUGGGGUGAAGAUCCAACCGGAAACUGGACCAUUCAAAUCGUUGAUACUAMUGCGGGAGACGUCARKAAUUGCAUUAGCUACAAAGAUUACCGAAUCGAAGUGGAUGAAUUUUCGUCUUUGAGUUGUGAUGGGAAGGACAGAAYCAGWCUWGAGCAAUAUUGCAAGAAUGGCAAAUUUGAUCCCAAUGAGGAAUGGGCUAAGGCUUGCAACAACACSGACAAAAAGACGGCGGACGCCAACCUCGUUUCAAGCUGCGACUUCGUGGAACGCUUCAAAACCGAGAAAAACGCUGGGCUGACGGGUCCCGAGGCCUGCUGCAUCUGCGGGGGCGGAUUUAGCCCCGACUUGUUGCCGGAGGAGCUUUUGGAAUGGAAGUUGGUCAUCUAUGGACAUGAAAAAUUUSCUGGGGAAGGUUUCUUCUCUGGAGUUGAAGGUGCAACAGAGCUUGGAAAAUGGAAAGACCGAGGAAGGGUUUACGUUGAGGAUCGCCUCAGAAUCCCCGAUGRUMUUGAUCCCCUGCCAGGCUACCAAAAGCCAAACUCGAAUGUGAGGCGCAGAGGAGUUUAAAGUGYGGGAUACUUCUCCUUGGGACUGCCGUCCGUGACGACAAUAUCCUUGUAGCAAGUAAGUAUUCAAUAGACUGCUUCAUCAAAUCGAUUGCGAAUCCCAUUCUUUCGUAACGUACUGUGGUAAACAACCCAGAGCACUACUGGGAAGCGAAAUCGAGUUGGUUCUGUCGACACARCUCGUGUUUUUGUUUUAAAAACACGUGUAUAGAUGAGUUCGUAUCUCAUURGUAAUGCCCCAUACCUCAUUAGUAAUGRCAUCUAGUUUAUGACUYUGAAAAUUGUCGAGAGCGAGUGAAGUUCCGAUGAUGUUUCUCUCAUUUCUCCGCGCCAGAGUAUUGUUUGUGCACAAUACUUCUAGGUGAUGAUUGUUGCCACUAGUACUAGCAGAGAAGCAUAUGAUUUGUGGCUUGGUGGCCAGCACUCCACACAAUAAAUACCWUUGCUAUCA